UGCUUCAGUCCGGAUGAUAAACUGCUGCUGACGGGAACCUCGGUCAAGAAGGACGAAGGCAACGGGAAGCUGCUGUUCUUUGAGCGGGAAUCUCUGCAGAAGGUCUAUGAGAUUGAAGUCGCCGAUGCGGACACACACUUCUGUGUUGCUCUCAUGAGCGUCGUCCGCUGUCUUUGGCAUCCCAAGGUGAAUCAGAUCAUGGUUGGGACGGGGACCGGCCUGGCGAAGGUCUACUACGGCCCGGUCAAGUGUCAGAGAGGUGCGAUGUUGUGUGUGGUCAGGAGCAAGAGGAAGGAGAAACACGCCGAGACGCUGACACAAGAUUACAUCAUCACCCCUCACGCUCUGCCCAUGUUUCGUGAGGCCCGGCAGCGUAGCACUAGGAAGCAGCUGGAGAAGGACCGACUGGACCCGGUCAAAUCCCACAAACCCAAGUUGCCUGUGUCCGGACCAGGUCGAGGUGGUCGUGUGGCGGCCCACGGCGGGAUGCUGUCCUCCUUCAUCGUCAAAAACAUCGCCCUGGACAAAACCGACGACAGCAACCCGCGAGAGGCCAUCCUGUGUCACGCCAGAGAUGCCGCUGAGAACCCGUACUGGGUCGCCCCGGCCUAUAAACAGACGCAGCCCGAGCCGCUGUUUGCCGAGGACGAGGAAGAGGAGGCCGAAGAAGAUCAGCCAGAAUGGAAGAAACGCAGGAUCUGAGGAGAUUUCCUCUUCACUUUUGACUCUGAGUUUGUGGAGUUCAGAGGAAUGAGUCUCUUCCAUCGGGAUUCUCCCACACGCUUUCCAAACCUUGUGGAAGUGGACAGUUUUACGUCUGAAUCUGAGCAGAA
Molecule: messenger RNA, 833 nt
Organism: Sinocyclocheilus grahami
Lineage: Eukaryota; Metazoa; Chordata; Actinopteri; Cypriniformes; Cyprinidae
Product: WD repeat-containing protein 70-like
Exons: 6
Coding region: 154-702 (182 amino acids)
Cellular component (GO): site of double-strand break; nucleus
Source: RefSeq, a predicted model, not a curated record